Molecule: messenger RNA, 1908 nt
Organism: Pseudogymnoascus destructans
Lineage: Eukaryota; Fungi; Ascomycota; Leotiomycetes; Thelebolales; Thelebolaceae
Gene: ATG22
Product: Autophagy- protein 22
Exons: 2
Coding region: 1-1908 (635 amino acids)
Biological process (GO): amino acid transmembrane export from vacuole
Source: RefSeq, a predicted model, not a curated record
AUGCCCAACGAACGUCGUACGCGCCGACCACUUCCCGAACGACUACAGUCGACAACAAGCAUAAAGUAUUCAUUGCGUUCGCACUCUUCUUCUUUUGAAGCAGAUGACGAGCGAUCGAGCUCCGACGUUGAAAGAACCAUGGGUUCAGAUCUCGGAGGUCAUCGACGCGCGGGGUCACAGUAUGCUGGGGAAGAUACGAGGCUGACCAGCAAACGCGAGUUGGCAGGAUGGUACGCCUACGGGUUUGCAGCUGAGGUCUUUGUUAUUUGCGGCAUGGGGUCUUUCAUUCCCAUCACACUCGAGCAACUGGCAAGAGAAAAUGGCGUCCUGCUGUCCGAUAGAACGACUCCUUGCGUCGCCACUUCCACCCACCCCAACUCGACUGGGAAUGCGGCCUCGUUACUUUCCCGUGGGAACCAUGUUCCCGAACCAGACCAAUGCGUCGUAUACUUUCUUGGAAUGGAAAUCAACACUGCUAGCUUCGCGAUGUAUUCGUUUUCUCUGUCGGUCCUGUUUCAGUUCCUCGUCGUUAUCUCCAUAUCAUGCGCAGCGGACCACGGCAAUUAUCGGAAGAGGCUGCUCUUGAUAUUUGCAUGGACGGGGUCUAUUGCUACGAUGCUCUUCCUACCGGUUGUCCCUUCGGUAUACCUGAUAGGUGCUCUACUCGGCAUCAUCGCAAACACAUGUUUGGGCGCAUCCUUUGUCCUGCUGAACUCCUUUCUACCAUUACUGGUCAGACACCACCCUGAAGUACAAGAUGAGGAUUUAGACUCCGACGAGCAAUAUACAGAGGAUGAAGAAUCAAUUGCUGAAGACGAACCUCCGCUCGGUCUUACAAAUUCGACAAGCGCCCUCCUAAACCCAACCCCUCUGGCCGUGCCAGCUACAUCAACUGCUCUCAAGCUCUCAACUCAGAUAUCCAGUCUAGGUAUUGGGAUCAGCUAUUCUGCUGCCCUUUUUGUCCAAAUAUUAUCAGUCUUGAUCCUUUUCGGACUGGGGUCAUCCACAUUCUCUCUCCGACUCGUCCUCUUCCUGAUUGGUCUUUGGUGGUCCGUAUUCACAAUACCAGCCGCCCUCUGGCUCCGGCCUCGCCCAGGACCACCUCUACCUACGAAUAUGGCAACCUCCGGAGUAACAUAUAUCAAACACUCAUGGGCGUUACUAUAUAGGACUAUCCGCCUUACUCCCGCUCUACCAGAUAUCCUUCUCUUCCUCGCAUCAUGGUUCCUCCUAUCAGACGCCAUCGCCACCGUGUCUGGAGUCUCAAUUCUCUUCGCCAAAACCUCGCUCGGCAUGCCCCCUCUCGCGUUGGCAGGGAUCUCCGUGCUCGUCACCAUUUCGGGUCUUAUAGGAGCAUUCACAUGGCCGCACAUCUCCCGCUACCUUAAACUGACUCCAUUGCAUACGAUUCUCGCCUGCAUAUUCCUAUUUUCUCUCAUCCCGCUGUACGGUCUUCUCGACUAUAUCCCAAUCUUCUCCACACUCACAAGGCCAUGGGAAAUGUACCCUCUCGGGCUCCUCUAUGGCUUUGUCCUCGGCGGACUGUCGUCAUACUGCCGAAGUCUCUAUGGCGAACUGAUCCCUCCUGGAUACGAAGCUGCGUUUUACGCUCUGUAUGCGAUCACGGACAAGGGAAGCAGCGUGUUUGGACCCGCAAUUGUUGGAAUGAUCGUCGAUCGAACGGGCGGUAUUAGACCGUCGUUUUGGUUUCUGCUCUGUUUAAUCGUCGCUCCAGGGUUUAUAUUCGUGUGGAUUGACGUGGAUAGAGGAAGGAAAGACGGGCAAAAGAUAGGCGUGUUGAUUAAAGCGGCUGAUGGCAUAGGAGGCACGGAGGAUGACGACGCUGAAGAGGCCCUCCAUCUGGCCAAUGACAGCGAGGAAGAGUUUGAGAGUCACUCUGGGAGGUGA